AUGGACUUGAGCGCUCAGGGCCAAGAGCUUUUCGAUUUCUAUCCAAACGUCAUGCCGGCAUGCUCGUACGGGUUUGAGCGACGAAGCCCUCUGGCCCACAACUGGUACCUGUCAGUCUUCAUACCAGAAGCCAUGAAAGGGGCCCUGUGCUUCCAGAAUACAAUCCUUGUCCACGCCGCCAACUCACAGGCUUGGGUCCAAGGCCUUCCAGAAACGUGUCUCGCCAUUGGACAUCGUGCCAAGGCCUCACAGUUGCGUCUUCAUCACUACCAGCAAUACCCGCAUGAUACCUCAGAUGCGACCAUCUCGGCAACGAUCUCGGCGGCGGCCUUGGAGGAUUUCGAUCCCCGUAUCGAACGCCGCAUCUAUGCCUGA
Cladophialophora yegresii CBS 114405 is the source of this 375-nucleotide messenger RNA. RefSeq lists its product as uncharacterized. The record is from RefSeq and is a predicted model, not a curated record. Bases 1 to 375 code for a protein of 124 amino acids. NCBI's taxonomy places the organism in Eukaryota, Fungi, Ascomycota, Eurotiomycetes, Chaetothyriales, Herpotrichiellaceae. The transcript has a single exon.